Molecule: messenger RNA, 1711 nt
Organism: Numida meleagris (helmeted guineafowl)
Lineage: Eukaryota; Metazoa; Chordata; Aves; Galliformes; Numididae
Gene: LOX
Product: lysyl oxidase
Biological process (GO): peptidyl-lysine oxidation
Molecular function (GO): protein binding; protein-lysine 6-oxidase activity; copper ion binding
Source: RefSeq, a predicted model, not a curated record
GGUGGGGAACCGUCCGGGCCGCACGUUUCAGCCGCAUUACGUGCACGAAUAGCGGGGGCGCAGCCAGCGGGGCUUGUGUAACUUUGCGAGCGUGCCAGCGAGUUUAAAGUCCCUGCUCCGCCGCUGCUCCUCCUUCCUCGCUGCAGACGCCCGAGCGGGACGGCGAGAGGCUGACUGCUCGCUGCGCGCCGCUUCGCACCCUUCGCCUAUAAAUACCGCGGAGAAGGACAGCCGCUCCCGGGCCGGUUCCCCGCCGCCGGCCCGAGCUGCCCGAUGGCACCGCCCGGCUGCCGCCGCGCCUGAGCCCCGCGCUCCGCUCCGCUCCGUUCGGUUCCGCUCCGCUCCGCUCCGCUCCGCUCCGCUCGGCCGCCCCGCGCCCGCCGCCCCCCCGUCCUCGCCCGGUUUUCUCCCCACCCGCGGGCCCCGGACAGACGAGACGAUGCGCUGCGCGCCGCCGGGGCUGCUGCUCGCCCAGCUGCACGCCUGCAUCUUCUGGAGCGGGCUGUGGCCCGUCGGCUGCCAGCCGCCCCCCGCCGCCUGGAGGCAGCGCAUCCAGUGGGAGAACAACGGACAGGUGUACAGCCUGCUCAGCCAGGGCUCCCAGUACCAGCCCCCGCGGCGCCGGCAGGCGGCCGAGCCGGCGAGCGGCCCCGUGCUGCUGCUCCGCGGGAACGGCUCUGUGCCGCGGAGCGCCGCCGCCCGGCCCCAGCCCCAGCCCGAGCCCCAGCCCCAGCCUCAGCCUCAGCCUCGGCCUCGGCCUCGGCCCCAGGCCGGCGGCAGCCGGGGCUCGGGCGCCCGGCAUUGGUUCCAGGCCGGCUAUCAGGCGCCCACGGGCAGCCGCGCCGCCCCAGCCCCUCCUCGGCGGCCCCGCGGUCGGGGGCCCCGGCGACGAGGGCGAGCGGAGCGCCGGCGGGCUGCCGCGCCCAGCGGCCUGCGGGCCGGGCGGGAGGACGUGAUGGUGGGCGACGACCCCUACAACCCGUACAAGUACACGGACGAUAACCCCUACUACAACUACUACGACACCUACGAGCGGCCGCGCCAGGGCAGCAGGUACCGGCCCGGCUACGGCACCGGCUACUUCCAGUACGGUCUGCCCGACCUCGUCCCGGACCCCUACUACAUCCAGGCGUCCACCUACGUGCAGAGGAUGUCCAUGUACAACCUGCGCUGCGCCGCCGAGGAGAACUGCCUGGCCAGUUCAGCUUAUCGAGCGGAUGUUAGAGACUAUGAUAAUCGAGUGCUCCUGAGAUUCCCUCAAAGAGUGAAAAAUCAAGGAACUUCAGAUUUCCUACCAAGCAGACCUCGUUAUUCCUGGGAGUGGCACAGCUGUCACCAGCAUUAUCACAGCAUGGAUGAAUUCAGUCACUAUGACUUGUUAGAUGCAAGCUCACACAGAAAAGUUGCUGAAGGACACAAAGCAAGUUUCUGCCUUGAAGAUACCUCCUGUGAUUACGGGUAUUACAGACGAUACGCGUGUACAGCACACACACAGGGAUUGAGUCCUGGCUGUUAUGACACUUACAAUGCUGACAUAGAUUGCCAGUGGAUUGAUAUCACAGAUGUGAAACCUGGAAACUACAUUCUGAAGGUCAGUGUAAACCCCAGUUAUUUGGUACCUGAAUCUGAUUACUCCAACAACAUAGUACGCUGUGAUAUACGCUAUACUGGCCACCAUGCAUAUGCCUCAGGCUGCACAAUUUCACCGUAA